CCUUCCGAGGCGCGUUUCGUAAGAAGGGAGCCCGGGACUCCGUGGGGUUGGGCGGCGGGGAGAGGAGGGGGAAGAAGCGGCGGCGCGUUCUUUCCGCGGGGCCAUGUCGGGGCCUGCAGCUGCUGCCGCCGCCGGCAUAGUUGUUAGGAUUUUGGACAAACGUAUUCCUUCUGCUGUGCGUGCAAGUGGAGGACCAUGCCGGUUCAUGAACAGGAGGAUGUGCAGCAAAACCCAAGCAGAGAACGUGCAGAAGCCAAAACCCCAGGCUUCAGCCUCUUUCAAAGUUCCAGGACAUAAGCCCACUGACUGGGACAAGAAGUUGUUGCUAUGGACGGGCCGUUUCAAGAAAGCAGAAGAUAUACCAGAAACAGUGUCGUUUGAGAUGGUUGAUGCAGCAAGGAACAAGAUGCGUGUGAGGAUCAGCUACGCAAUGAUUGCCUUGACAAUCAUGGGCUGCAUAAUGAUGGUCAUUCUGGGGAAGCAGGCUGCUGAGAGGCACGAAUCCCUGACGAGCCAGAACCUGGAGAAAAAAGCCCGCUGGAGAGAGGAAGCUGCUCAGAGUGUCUCUGCCAAACCAUAGUCAAGUGGAAGGACAAUACUUCAGAAGGCACAAGAUGUAUUGUUACCUUUUAAUUAUAGAGGAGGAGGAGGGGUUUGAGAGAAUGCAUAUUCAUUAGUCAAGGGGUGUUUUCGAGCUUCUAGAAAAUAAAAUUAUUUUGUGGUAA
This is a messenger RNA of Lacerta agilis (Sand lizard), 725 nucleotides long. RefSeq names its product protein FAM162A-like. Gene Ontology annotation, cellular component: mitochondrion. The transcript is spliced from 6 exons. NCBI's taxonomy places the organism in Eukaryota, Metazoa, Chordata, Lepidosauria, Squamata, Lacertidae. Bases 104 to 580 code for a protein of 158 amino acids. The record is from RefSeq and is a predicted model, not a curated record. Gene Ontology annotation, biological process: cellular response to hypoxia; neuron apoptotic process; positive regulation of release of cytochrome c from mitochondria.